Cyprinodon tularosa is the source of this 900-nucleotide messenger RNA. RefSeq names its product XK-related protein 8-like. Lineage: Eukaryota; Metazoa; Chordata; Actinopteri; Cyprinodontiformes; Cyprinodontidae. Gene Ontology annotation, cellular component: plasma membrane. The record is from RefSeq and is a predicted model, not a curated record. The transcript is spliced from 2 exons. Bases 1 to 900 code for a protein of 299 amino acids. Gene Ontology annotation, biological process: phosphatidylserine exposure on apoptotic cell surface; apoptotic process involved in development; engulfment of apoptotic cell.
AUGGAGACCGCCGUGAAGAGCUGCAACGGAGGAAGUGAGCCCAAGGAUUUGGCCGUGUCGCUGAACCACGACCUGAGCAUGCUGAGGAUCAUCGAGACCUUCUCAGAGAGCGCUCCUCAGAUCGUCCUGAUGCUCACCGUCAUCCUGCAGGAGGAUCGUCCGGAUUCCAUCACAGUACUGAAGACCGUCGCCUCGCUGCUGACCGUCGCCUAUUGCGUCACCAUGUACCACCGCUGCAUGCGCUCCUUCCUACCAGACAAAAAGAAGCAGAGCAUCAUCUCUUCCAUGGUCUACUUCGUGUGGAACCUGCUCCUCCUGUCGCCUCGCAUCGUCGCCCUCGCCCUCUUCGCCUAUGUGCUGCCCUGCUUCAUCGUCGCCCACUUCCUCUGCUCCUGGCUGGUGCUGUUCUUCUGCGCCUGGCGUGCAAAGACGGACUUCAUGGACAGCACAGGGGGGGAGCAGCUGUUCCGGGCCACCCUGGGCCUCAUCUGGUACUUUAACUGGUUCAACGUGGGGACAGGGAAGACCAGGAAGUGGACCAUAGCGUACCACGCCUACAUCCUGGCUGAUAUCUCCCUCCUCUGUGGGCUGUGGUUCUGGAGGAUGAGCGUGUAUCCUCCUUACUCCCAGAUCUCAUGUUUCACGGCUUCCAUCAUCUACGGCGUUGUGGUUUUGGUUUAUGCGGUCGGGUUGGUUUGUAAGGUGGUUUAUUAUCUGUACUUCCAUCCAAAUGUUGAAAGAAAGGAGGAUCUGAAGGGCGAGGAAGAUGAACUGGACUCCAUUGUUGCACAGGAGAAUGGGGGAUUUCGGUCAGUGGUCCCGCAGGGUCACUGCAACAAGAGGAUGCAGAAACUGGCUCAGAGCUUCUACGUCAAACCAGCUGCUGGUGUUGGAGCCUGA